CUUAGAUUUGCACAAUCACUGUAGACUCGCGUCCAGGCUUCGGGACUAUUCCGAGGGAAGGGCGAUAGCGUUAUAUAAGCAUUUAUUGCUCAUAUGACGCAUUUAUCGGUUUUGAUUCAGGCACAUCACAUUCUGAGAUGUUGACUGUCGGACAUCUGUGAAAGCACAUUCUACAAAAGCUACGCUUACCAUAAGAGGACCCAUCUUGGCUCUGAUGCCAACUGUUUGACUGGCAUUCUAAAGGUUGUCCAUUGUUGUGCCGCUGCGAUGAGUUCGAACCCAGAAGACACCGUGAAGAAGGCCUACAGCGACUGGUCAAGGGAGUCGUGUGGCUUUAAGACAAUCACGUCCGGAAGAGCACAGGAUAUCAAAGAGGCGAUCUCUGUCAUACACAAGGACGUCUUGGACAGGUAUUAUGGGUGUGGCAUGGUCGUCCCCGAGAAGUUGGAGGGCCAGAGGGUGGUGGACCUCGGCUGUGGUGCAGGAAGGGACACCUACAUCGUCAGCAAACUCAUCGGCCCAGAAGGCAGUAUCGUCGGGGUGGACAUGACGGAGACUCUGAUCGAAGUUGCCAGCAAGCACGUGGGCUACCACACUGAAAAGUUCGGCUUCAGUAAACCUAACGUUGAGUUUCACGUCGGCUACAUUGAGAAGCUGGGCGAGAAGGGCAUUGAGGACAACAGCUGUAAUAUUCUUGUGUCAAACGGCGUGAUCAACCUAACCUCGGACAAGAAGGCGGUACUCCAAGAAGCAUAUCGGGUGCUGAAGGACGGCGGAGAGCUGUACUUCAGUGAUGUGUAUUGCAACAAGGACCUGCCUGAGGAGGUCAGGAAGAAUGAGUACCUGUGGAGCAUGUGUAUCGCCGGGUCUCUGUACUGGAAGAGGCUGCACGAUAUCGCCCAAGAAGUCGGUUUCUGUGCCCCACGUAUCGUGGAGAUAUCGACUGUAGCCAUUAACAACGAGGAAUACAAGACACUCGUGGGUGACGCUCGGUUCGUGUCGGUCACGUACCGAAUGUUCAAGCUGCCAGCGGAGAGGAAGGGGCCGUCCACGGUGGUGUACAAGGGGGACAUCAAGGGCUAUGAGAAGGAAUUCAAGCUGGAUGUCAGGAAUGUGUUCAGGACCUGCGAAACAAGACAAAUAGACAGCGAACUGGCUACCUUCUUGGCAACUUCGAGAUUCAAAGAUAGUUUCACCUUUCUGGAUAAUCUGGUCGUGAAUCCUUUUGACUACGUCAGCGAGCUAGAAUCACGAGGGAAACCGCCAGGCGUUGCUUACUCUGUGAACUAAUUGCUAAAGCUUGUAGAAACAAUGACGACGCAAAGCUUGUAGAAACAACGACGACGCCAGGCCGAACAUGCUUUAUGCUUGGUUUACGAAAUCUUCGGAAUACAUGGCCUCAGUUUUUUGUUUCAUGGAACUCAUGUGGAAUGUCACAUUUUCGUGAAUGGUUGUUAUCGAGACGAUUAUGCCAGGAGUUGAAAGGAUUUACGAAAACGCCAUUUGUCAUAUUCGUCAUUGCUCUUUUUUCAUCGCUGUUGUUUUCUAUAUAUGUUUGGGGGAACCUGAGGUGGGUUUUAAUCAUAAAAGAGAGCUGAGAUUUUUCCAGUCAAUCAAAAUGAACGGCUGACUGACUGACUGACUGAUAUAGAAGAUUUAACGUGCGCUUUCCGACUGUAGCGUAUUUCGCACACGGGCCUGGCCAGACCAUUUAGUGUAUUCCGAAAA
Molecule: messenger RNA, 1728 nt
Organism: Haliotis rufescens (red abalone)
Lineage: Eukaryota; Metazoa; Mollusca; Gastropoda; Lepetellida; Haliotidae
Product: arsenite methyltransferase-like
Exons: 11
Coding region: 268-1290 (340 amino acids)
Biological process (GO): arsonoacetate metabolic process; toxin metabolic process
Cellular component (GO): cytosol
Molecular function (GO): arsenite methyltransferase activity
Source: RefSeq, a predicted model, not a curated record